AUGCGGUUGGUCCUCGGGGUCGUCGUGGCGAUGACGGUCGCCCAGGUGAACGGAGCGCGGGUGGUGAGCGGUCAGACGGUGUGUUUAGGUGGUCCCGAGCGUCCCUGCUAUAAGAUCGCGUAUUUCCACGACGUGUCGAGCCGCGUUGCCUUCCGGGAGGCCUGUCAGGCCUGCGAGAUGGACGGAGGGUCGCUGCUGAGCAUCGAGAGCCCGGCCGAGCAGAGACACAUCGAAAAUCUGCUGCAGGAGCUGCGUUCGGGAGCAGUGGGCAGUGCAGGAGGAGGUGCGGGAGCAGGAGGAAUAGCCGAUGGCGAUUUCUGGAUCGGCCUGACUCGGGUGGACGAAGUCGAUCAGACUCAUCCUGAACUCGGCGGCUCCUUCGCUUCCUGUCCGCAGCUCUACCACUGGACCGACGGCAGUCCGGCCUCCUUCAGGAACUGGUAUUUCGAUGAGCCGUCCUGUGGAGGAGAGGCCUGCGUUGUGAUGUACCACCAACCAACAGCCCUUCCUGGUCUUGGCGGGGCUUAUCUCUAUCAAUGGAAUGAUGACCGAUGCAACAUGAAGCACAACUUUAUCUGCAAAUACGAACCAGAGAGCCAUCUUGUGAAAGAACAGGGAGACACACCUGGAGGACGAGGCACAGAGGCGACAGGUGGAGGUGUGGUCAAACAGUCUGCAGGCAGUGAGGAGGUUCCCCCUCAGGUCACCAUGGCUGGAGCUUCAGGCAUGUUGCUGCUGUAUGUGAUCAUCCCCACGAUCCCCCUGCUGCUGCUCAUCCUGGUGGCUUCUGGGACAUGUUGUUUUCAGACGCUCAGCAGAAGUACUGCCAACACCAAGACCGCUGUCGACCAAUCAAACCUGUGGAUCUCCAGGACGCCCAAACCGGACACCAUGGAGGUCUGACGCCGCCCUGUGACAUCACUGUGACAUCACAGCAGCGUCGCGCAGAGGGAUGACUUCACUUUGCGUCUCAACCCAUCAUCUUCAUCAUGCGGUGUUGGCGGACAGGUGGUGCGUUCGGGAGUGGGCGGAGCUUUGAGUUCUCAGAGAGGACGAUGAUGUCAUCACUUUUAUUUUUAUUUCUACUGAGCUCGUCUGCAGUUUGUCGCUGUACAUUUACUGCAUUAGCUACUGAUUACUGGGUAUUUAUACUGCAUUACUGCACCUCCACAGACAUGUACUACAGAGUACACACAGUACUGCACAAGAACAUUAAUUUACACUGUAAAUGAAUUCAUCCUGUAGUCACUGACAUUCACUUACUGUACAGAUACUUCCCUCCUUUCCUUCAUCAUGCUCUUCUUUGCUUCUUUAACACCUUCCAUCCUUUCUACAUCUCCUUCUUUCUUUCCCUUUUCCUUUCUACAUCUCCUUUGCUUCCCUUUUCCU
Molecule: messenger RNA, 1389 nt
Organism: Chelmon rostratus (copperband butterflyfish)
Lineage: Eukaryota; Metazoa; Chordata; Actinopteri; Chaetodontiformes; Chaetodontidae
Gene: chodl
Product: chondrolectin
Exons: 8
Coding region: 1-903 (300 amino acids)
Biological process (GO): positive regulation of axonogenesis
Cellular component (GO): cytoplasm
Source: RefSeq, a predicted model, not a curated record